AUGUCUCAAGGCAUUUUAUAUGUAUUGAAAUUUUCUCCAAGAUCUACAGUUUUAACUGAUCUUAUCAAGUAUUAUAAAUUGGAUAUCGAAAUCUCCACUGAUACUGAAUCGGACUCAUUUAUUAAACAAUUCCCAUUACGUAAAACUCCAACGUUUAUAGGUAAUGAUGGUUUCCAAUUAACUGAAACAAUAGCCAUUGGGAUUUAUUUUUUAUCAAUGAUUCCUAUUCAUAAUUUAUUAGGUGAUAAUGAUCAAGAAUAUGCUAGUAUAAUUAGAUUUCUUUCAAUGUUAAAUCAAGAAGGAGCUAUGUCAUGGGCUGGUGCCUUUUUCAGAUUGUCAGGAAGAUUGCCAUAUAAUAAAGAAAUAAUUGAUGAACAUUUGAUCAUGUUGAAUACCAUUGGUCAAAUUCUCGAUACUAGAUUCAUUGAUGGUAGUGAUUAUUUAGUUGGUGAUAAGAUUUCUUAUGCUGAUUUAUAUGGUGUUAAAUUAUUUGGAAUUGCUUUAUAUACAUUGUUGGGUGAACCAUUUUUGAAAAAGUAUCCUAACUUUGCUAAAUGGUUUAAAAGAGCUUCCAAUCAUGAGUUUUUUAGAGGUCAAUAUAAGGAUAUAAAGUUUCCUGAACAACAAUUGACCUAUCCCGGUUGA
Messenger RNA from Candida dubliniensis CD36, 645 nucleotides. RefSeq names its product Tef4p (gene TEF4). The record is from RefSeq and is a predicted model, not a curated record. Gene Ontology annotation, cellular component: nucleus; cytoplasm. The transcript has a single exon. NCBI's taxonomy places the organism in Eukaryota, Fungi, Ascomycota, Pichiomycetes, Serinales, Debaryomycetaceae. Bases 1 to 645 code for a protein of 214 amino acids. Gene Ontology annotation, biological process: translational elongation.